AUGAGCACUAAUCCUUUCGACGAAGCAGUAAAAAAUCCUGACUUCAAAAUACAACCUGUUAAUGAUGAUAUUGAUGUCGCAGACAUCAGCAGCGAUGAAGAUGCGAAACCGGUCGUGAACGUUAAGCAGCAUGCUUCAGAGGUGGUUCAGAGUGAACCGAGCAACCAAGCAAGUACAAAGCCGAGCAACGUCGGAGAGCAAACAAUAGAGGCCUCCGAACAGUCCCAUGAUAAUGGGUCUACCAUUAUCAGUGUCGAGAAAGAUUCAAAAACACCAGCCUUGGAAUCUUCGUCCGGAGAUUCGUCUGCUGAAUCCGAAGAUAGCUCAUCGGAUGAAAGCUCUAGCGACUCUUCGAGCGAGCAAGUGCCAGUUAUGGAUGAUGAUGAUGGAGAAGACGAUGAUGCGGCACCUCAGGGUCCUAUCACGUCAAAGAAUGAACUCACAGAAGAGCCAGUGUUUGAGAUACCCGAAAAUUUUGAACUGGCACCAAACGCACUUAUCAAUGAAAUUGGUGUUAUCAAGUCGGCGUUCGAUCAUAAUAUUAUCAUACAGUCUUGUAGCUCGGCGGAACAGCGAGUUCUGAAAGAAAACUCUCUGCUGUGUCUCCAAGAUCGUCAGGUUUUGGGUCCAUUGUGUGAGGUCUUUGGCCCAUUGCAAGCACCAUUCUAUAGGGUUACUUUCCCGAAGUCAAAAACAGAGCUGUAUGAGAAAUUCUCGCAGCUGAAAGGACAAAAAGUGUUUUAUGUUGCUCCAGAAGCACAUUGGCAUGAUACUUUCGAGCUUAAGCGUAUGCGAGGUACCGAUGCUUCUAAUGGAUUCGAUGAGGAGCUACCAGAAGAAGAGCAGGAAUUCUCAGAUGAUGAAAAGGAAGCCAUGCAUAAAAAGAGUAAGAAACAAUCCAAGAAGCAGAGAGUUGACGGUGCAGAUGGUGCAACAAAUAACAAGUCUUUUGCAAACAAAUUUUCCUCCCGCCAAAAGGUCAAAGGGGAUGGAUUGGUGGCUGAAAAAGGAGCUGGGUCAGCGGUGAGUUCUUAUCGUUCUCGAAGCGCACGUCACGGCGAGCCACCCGCCCCUGAAGCCCGCUCUGUUAAUCCGACACCAUACGAGAAUCGCUCAAGCCAAAACGAAAGAGCUACUCAGUAUCAGGAACCACACCAUUUGCGCCAACAGCGGGAGCGGGAAUACGUGCCUCAAGAGUUUCAAAACUUUCACUCAAGACCGCAGAUACAGUCUCCAUACUCUCAGCAACAGCCAUACAAUUAUCCCUUCCAGGAAUACCAGCGUACCUCUGAUCAGCAAUACCCCGGUCAGGGCUACACUUCUCAAUACAACCACCAUCACCUACAGUCCCCAUCUUCCUCACCAUACCCGCAAACAUUUGUUGGAGCGAGCUAUCCAGGUCAACAUCACACUCAGCCAUUAGGAUCAUAUGCCCCAGCACAACCUCUGAAUGCAGCUUACCACCCCGCUAAUGCCGCUUACAAUUCACAAUUUGCACAACCUCAAAUGGUCCCACAACCUGGCUCUUCUCAGGCUCAAAUGGCUCAAAUGGUUCAACAACCUGGCGCUCCUCAACCUCAGAUGAUGCCACCUCAGGGUUACCCACAGCCACAAAGCCAAAACAUGCAACAAGUUUGGCAGUUACAACAAAUAUUAAUGGAUCAACAAAAACAGCAUCAGAAUAACCAGCAUAACAACGGCCAGCUCUAA
Molecule: messenger RNA, 1710 nt
Organism: Lachancea sp. 'fantastica'
Lineage: Eukaryota; Fungi; Ascomycota; Saccharomycetes; Saccharomycetales; Saccharomycetaceae
Source: the annotation of a GenBank genome assembly